CUGAAUAAUCAGACUUGGAAAGCUUCAUUUCCGUUGUCUAGUUUUCAAUGAGUGGUCGAUUCAAUGCUCUGACAGGGACCCCGUCAUUUUGACACCAAACCUAAACGCUACAAGUCUGCGGGUAUGGAAAUAGCUUAUGCGCCUCGUCAUGGCAGUACAAGAAGCUCUAAUGGAUGUUGGACUUGUCGGCUUCGACGCAAAAAAUGCGACGAAAACUACCCUGUGUGUGAAACCUGCACUGCGCUUCACAUAACCUGUCAUUACAGCCAGGACAAGCCGGAGUGGAUGGAUGGCGGAAGUAAGCAAGAGGAGAUGGCAAUGCGGCUCAAGCGUCAGGUCAAGGAACAGUUUCAUCGGCGCCAUGACCGUGGUGCUGUUAAUAUCUCUAAUGACCGUUUCCCAUUGGUCGACUCUGUUGCCAAUGAGUCGAGAGUGCUAGCUAGAGGCUCAGCCGAUAAUCAGCUCCAAGGUGAAUGUGACUGCAGAUCGAAUAGUCAGAGCGUGUGCAAAUCCACCACUUCUUUUGAACGUUCUAACACUAUAUUUGUAAUGUUUUAUCUUGAAAACGUACUGCCGUUCUUGUUUCCAUUUUACCAGCCGAGUUUUCUUCAAGGUGGAAAAGCGUGGAUCUUGGAAAUGAUUAUGAAUAGGCCGGUGGUACGACAGGCCACUUUAUGUCAGAGUUCAUACUUCCUUUCUCUUGCACGGGGAACUGAGGAUCACGAUGGAGCCUGGGAGACGGUCUUAGCACAGACUAGGGCUACAUUUGCAAUGUUGAGAGAGUCGCUGCAGAUUAUCGUUGGCUCACACAUCACCGAGCACCUCCCAGGGGCUGUACGGAUUAUGACAAGUAUCAUGCAGCUGCAGCGCUUUGAAAUUGCUGUUUUGAGUUUCACUAACUGUCGACCUCAUCUAAAUGCCGCCCUCGCACUUUUCAAGCAACUUCUUGAUAGCACCGACAGUGGAAACCCACCGGGGUCCUGUAGUUUCAGUUCUGUCAUUAAUAGUCUCAAUCCAUCGUCAUUGAUUUCGCCAGGUCAGGUCCCGAGUGCCGAACAGGCCGCCUUUUGUUUCUCGUCAGCCCUUUUGAUUUUCGAUGACAUUAUUGCAAGCACAGUACUUCAGGAGCAACCAAGGCUCUACGAGUACCACCACAGCCUUCUUGAAAAAAUCGACGGAAUUGAUCCACCUAUCAACCUUGAGGGUGUUGUGGGGUGUCAAAACUGGGCAUUGCUUGCAAUCGGUGAGAUUGCGGCCCUUGACACGUGGAAGCAACAGUGCAAAGGAGCCGGAAAUCUUGAUGUCAUGGAGGUUGUCAAGCGCGCUACGGCCAUAAAGAACUCACUAGGAGCCCAUCUUAGGCAGCUCGAAACUAGGUCAACGAUGACUUCUCAGGGAAGCAAUCUCCUACUAGAAAUUUUCACCACAAAUUCUAGUCAGCAAUCAGACCUACCAACCAAGCAAACUCCGUUCGUUACCCGCGUCUGGGCACAUGCUGCCCUGAUUUAUCUAUUUGUAGUUGUGUCCGGAUGGCAAGCCACUAGCGUCGAUGUGCAUUAUCAUGUUGAUCAAAUCAUCGAAUUACUUACAAAUCAUAUCUCGCCCCCGGCACUUCUCCGCACGAUGGUAUGGCCAUUUUGUAUAGCAGGCUGCCUUGCAAAUCCAACACAGGAAGUCCAUUUCCGUAGGAUGGCCGAGGCUUUGCAACCAUCAAGUGUAUUUGGUACAGUACGCAAAGCACUUGAGAUCAUGGAGAAUGUAUGGUAUAAUCGGGAUGUAGAAGAUGCUUCAAGCCGCAAUUUCGCUGCCUGCUUUGAAGGCCAAGGUGAUCUAGUGCUGCUCGUUUAGAUGAACAAUUGUGCAUGGCAUGUUCAAACACCUCUACGGUUCCUCUACGACCGGAUAGACUUUUUGUGGAAAACCGCAUUUAGAUUCUCUACACCCUAUUCCUGUUUGAACUGAACAUAACCCUUGUCCUUCACGAAUGUGGCGUGCCAUGGUGCAUUUCCUUCGUGACUCACUAACUUCGCAUAGAAGUCAGCAUGCGCAGGGCCAUCUAAUGCCAUUCCAUUCAUUCUGCCUCUUCCUGGCGCUCAUCUGUAUAUAUAUAUUGAUAUAUGC
Messenger RNA from Talaromyces proteolyticus, 2121 nucleotides. Its product is annotated as fungal-specific transcription factor domain-containing protein. Gene Ontology annotation, molecular function: zinc ion binding; transcription cis-regulatory region binding; DNA-binding transcription factor activity, RNA polymerase II-specific. Gene Ontology annotation, cellular component: nucleus. The record is from RefSeq and is a predicted model, not a curated record. Gene Ontology annotation, biological process: positive regulation of transcription by RNA polymerase II. The coding region runs from base 124 to 1848 and encodes 574 amino acids. NCBI's taxonomy places the organism in Eukaryota, Fungi, Ascomycota, Eurotiomycetes, Eurotiales, Trichocomaceae. The transcript has a single exon.